CCAUUCUCAUCCCCAUCCCUAUCCCCACCGUCAUCACCAUCCUCAUCCCCAUCCUCACCAUCACCACCAUCCUCAUCACCAUCUCCGUCAACGUCCCCAUCCCCACCAUCAUCACCAUCAUCACCACAUCGAAAUACCACCACCAUCGUGACCACCGUUACCCUUACCAUCACCUUUGCCUUCACCAUUACCAUGACCGUCACCAUGACCAUCAUCAUCACCAGUACCAUGGCCAUCACCAUCAUCAUUACCAUCACCAUUAGCAUCGAAAUACCACCACCAUCACCAUCAUGA
This is a messenger RNA of Opisthocomus hoazin, 294 nucleotides long. The record is from RefSeq and is a predicted model, not a curated record. Lineage: Eukaryota; Metazoa; Chordata; Aves; Opisthocomiformes; Opisthocomidae.